Messenger RNA from Bombus impatiens (common eastern bumble bee), 1119 nucleotides. RefSeq names its product aminopeptidase N-like. Gene Ontology annotation, molecular function: peptide binding; zinc ion binding; metalloaminopeptidase activity. The record is from RefSeq and is a predicted model, not a curated record. Gene Ontology annotation, biological process: peptide catabolic process; proteolysis. NCBI's taxonomy places the organism in Eukaryota, Metazoa, Arthropoda, Insecta, Hymenoptera, Apidae. The transcript is spliced from 3 exons. Gene Ontology annotation, cellular component: cytoplasm. The coding region runs from base 22 to 1080 and encodes 352 amino acids.
AUAGCGGCUAGUGUCAUACGAAUGAUACAAAAGUCACUGAAACCAGAAACCUUCAAAGAAGCUAUGUACCUGUAUUUGGACCGACAUAAAUACCGUACUGCAACUCCAAACGAUCUUUGGAAAGCCUUCGAUGAUGCGAUGAUGAAAACAAACGAUUUAAACCCCUGGUUGAAUAUGUCAAAUUUCAUGUCUGGUUGGACUAAUACAAGAGGAUAUCCGGUUGUCUCUGCGAAGUCAGAAGAACAUGCUAUAAUAUUGUCACAGAAAAAUUUCUUUACGCCAGAAAUUUUCGAGGAAUUCUGGAUACCCAUUACGAUGACAACCGCUUCUAAACUGAAUUUUUCGGUUACUACGGCCGAUAUUUGGUUACAAGGAUUUCCAAUAACCAUUCCAUACAAUUCUCAGGAAGAAUGGUUUAUUUUGAAUAUUCAGCAGAGUGGUUACUAUCGAGUGAAUUAUGAUAGUAAAUCAUGGAAUCGUCUGAUCAAUGCCUUAAAGAGCGCUAAUCAUACACUGAUACAUGUGACCAAUCGGGCUCAAAUUAUCGAUGAUCUCUUGAAUCUGGCACGAGCUGAUUGGAUCACCUAUGGCCUCGCGUUGAAUGGGACAACCUAUCUGCUAAAAGAACAAGAUUACAUACCUUGGAAGGCAUUUUUCAGUGGAAUGAAUUUCCUUCUGCAACGAUAUCAAGGAAAUCAUGGAGAAAGUAUGCUGAAAGAGUACAUUAGGCUAUUGGCAGCUGGCAGAUUUGAAAAGCUCGACUUCGAAGACAAUAAUGAAGAAGAAUUCCGCAUGGAUCAGUUGAACAAAGAUUUGAUCCUAUCUUGGAUGUGUAAACUGAAUCAUACAGAGUGUGUGGAUAAGUCUAUCCACCUUUUCGCCAAGUGGCGCGGAAAUGAUACAUAUACAAUUUCACCAAAUGCCAGGACAGCUGUUUAUUGUACUGCCAUAAGAAGUGGAUCUCUAGCAGAGUGGGAAUUCCUAUGGGAUCAAUAUUUGAAGACAGACUUUGCUUCGGAGAAGAAAGUCAUAUUAGAGGCACUAGGCUGCUCCAUGGACAAAGAAGUAUUGAACUCGUAAGUUUAAAGAAUAUUAUAUAAACAAUUAUUACACAGGAAA